AUGGCUGCUCGUUCUGUGUCGUUAUCCUCGUUUUGGUCCCUGGCAUUUCCUGUGAUAACCACUCACGGUCAAGUCAGGUCAAAGCUACCAGCUGUUCCUAGCGAACUUGACUUAAUGACUUUCAGCUACUACCCACAAUACGCCAACGAUGCAUCUGAAUCUACUUUGUUCAUUAGCCACGGAAGCGUCGCCCGUCCCUGGUGGAUGGUGGACUUGGAGGACAUAAACCUCGUGGAUAGGGUGGAGGUCUUGCCCAGAUCAGCCUAUGCCUACAGGUUUCACCAAGUGGAGGUCCGCGUGGGGUCGACGCCGAGGGUGGGCGAGGACUUCUCCGAGUGGCCUUUGCUCGGCUUCUACGAAGGGCCGUACACGGCCGCCGAAGGUCGUCUCACUAUCACCAACGAAACCAAGCUCUGCGGCCGCUACGUCGUCGUCCAGCGCGUUGCCGCCCAAGUGGAUCUCCUGGAGUUGGCUGACGUCAAGGUGUUCGUUCAUCUGCCCUGA
This is a messenger RNA of Penaeus indicus, 504 nucleotides long. RefSeq lists its product as uncharacterized. The transcript is spliced from 4 exons. The coding region runs from base 1 to 504 and encodes 167 amino acids. Lineage: Eukaryota; Metazoa; Arthropoda; Malacostraca; Decapoda; Penaeidae. The record is from RefSeq and is a predicted model, not a curated record.